Myzus persicae (green peach aphid) is the source of this 449-nucleotide messenger RNA. RefSeq lists its product as uncharacterized. NCBI's taxonomy places the organism in Eukaryota, Metazoa, Arthropoda, Insecta, Hemiptera, Aphididae. The transcript has a single exon. Bases 1 to 315 code for a protein of 104 amino acids. The record is from RefSeq and is a predicted model, not a curated record.
AUGGAGUUAGAUUACUAUUCUAAUUUAGUGAAAGUGAUUGCUGUUGCCGAAGCGUUUGGUGAAUUGGAUCCACCAAGAUCAAUAAUAAAAUAUUGGGUGCACCCAGUAAACCACAACCGUGAAGAAUUGGGACAAUUUGAUACCUUUUAUAACAACAUGAGAUGCUACAGUGAUAAAUUUUUUGAGUACUAUCGGAUGACUAUUUCUUCUUUUGAUGAAUUAUUAGAGAAGUUACGACCCCACAUUACAAAAGAAAAUACACAGUUUCGUAAUUCUAUUAGCGCUGAACAACGACUAACAAUUACAUUAAGGUAAUAUACUACUUAAUUAAAAAAAAACUACUGAUGUAGUAAAUUUAAAGUUAUUUUAAAAUAUCAAGUGAUUUGAAUAACUUAGUUAAGUUGAAAAUUAGAUAUUAUUUUUUAAUUUUCCAGCCCUUAUUCAAGUCA